Molecule: messenger RNA, 2532 nt
Organism: Octopus sinensis (East Asian common octopus)
Lineage: Eukaryota; Metazoa; Mollusca; Cephalopoda; Octopoda; Octopodidae
Product: F-box/LRR-repeat protein 20-like
Exons: 19
Coding region: 893-2389 (498 amino acids)
Biological process (GO): SCF-dependent proteasomal ubiquitin-dependent protein catabolic process
Cellular component (GO): SCF ubiquitin ligase complex
Molecular function (GO): protein binding
Source: RefSeq, a predicted model, not a curated record
AGUAAACAGUAAACAAUCCCUGAAAACAAACUUGCUAUGUUUGUUACUGUUUAUCUCUUGUCUCUUUCUAUGACGUCACAUUCAGACCAAAACAUUGAGGAAGUAUCCACAUGGUCCUUUUUACGUGAGCAAAACUGCUUUUCAUUGGUUAUUUCUCUUGAUAGCUUACGACUACUGUUAGGUAUAUAAGAAACCUCUUUUGAGACAAUACCUGGUUUGAAAAAAGGAGAAAAUAGUCAUAAGAAGUAUAUAAAGACUAUUUCUAGAGCCUUGUGUUAUUGGAAAGUUUUUAUUCUUCAAAUUAAAUCGACUUCUAUUUUGUUGCGGUUGAAAUAAAGCAAUUUUUGCGUCAUCGAAUCGAACCAAUCGGAGGUAGCGUUACAAAAAAACUACGUAUUCUCGAGUUCUCUUUUGUUUGAGAUCAACCACAACAUAAAUAGACAGAGAGUGAACAAGUGAAAGAAAUAUAAUAAGUCCAUGUAUGCUUGUUUUCUAUGUAGUUCACAACAUACAUAAUUUUGGCAGCAACCGUGGCUAUUUACUUACCUCGGGUUUAUUACAAUGUCCUAAGACUUCCUGCUGUUGCUGCCUGAUAUUGCAUCUAACUGCACAUGAUGUGAAGUACUACUGCCUGGAGAGCUUUCCCAAGUGAUUUAUAGUCUGUGAUAGUUAUACUAUGGGUAGCAUUUAUUGCAUGGAAGGACAUCUUUUAUCAAAUAUGCUGGAAUUGAUUUUGUGUACUUACUUUGGAGACAGUGUCUAAAAAGAGAUUCAAGUGGACUGUUUCCUUUGCCUUUUGGAAGCUGUAGAUUUGGCUUCUACACCCUCUGCUUUGUCUCUUUAGUGGUUGCCAAGGACAUAGCUUCUGUCAUAUAUUGGCUCACCACAAGACAUGAACCAUACAAUACAAGAGAACCACCAACGUUCUUUAUAUGUAGAUGAUGGACAUGACACCAUGUUGAUUAUGCAGAAUCGUAGUGCACAAAACUCAAGCUCCUCUAAAAAAGAUAAACAGGAAUUAAAAAAAAUUAAAAAGUAUAAUGGAACUUGUAAGGAGAGGCCGAAAAUUUCUGCUAUUGAUAGAUUACAAGACAAAUCUCGGGAGAGUUUUAAGGUCUCCCAGUCUGUCAGUGAAGAUGAUGCAUUGAUUAACCGAAAAUUACCGAAAGAGUUGUUAUUGAGAAUAUUUUCCUUUCUCGAUGUGGUUACGUUGUGUAGAUGUGCUCAAAUUUCCAAGUAUUGGAAUGUCCUUGCACUUGAUGGAAGUAACUGGCAGAGAGUUGAUCUUUUUGAUUUCCAGUUAGCUAUUGAGGGUCCAGUUGUUGAACAUAUUUCUAAACGAUGUGGUGGGUUUUUAAAAUCUUUGAGUCUGAGAGGAUGUCAGAGUAUAACAGAUGGUGCUUUAAUGAAAUUCUCACAGCAGUGCAGAAAUAUAGAAGAAUUAAAUUUGAAUAACUGUAAAAAGAUCACAGACCUAACUUGUCAGAGUUUAGGGAAAUAUUGUGUGAAGUUAUCUCGAUUAAAUUUGUCCUCGUGUACAGAAAUUUCAAACAAUUCUUUGAAAUUUUUGAGUGAGGGUUGUCCAAAUCUUGAAUAUCUCAACAUAUCAUGGUCAAGUCAAGUGACCAAUGAUGGGGUAGAUGCUUUGGCCAAAGGCUGCCCGAAAAUAAAAUCUUUCUAUUCCAAAGGAUGUCAUCAGAUUACUAAUGAUGGCAUAGCUCCACUGGCCAUGAGCUGCAGCAACCUACUAACUCUGAACCUUAACAGCUGCUCACACAUAACUGAUGAAGGUAUUCAACAGAUAAGUCAAAAUUGCCAUCAGUUACAAGUUCUUUGUGUGUCCAAUUGCUGUCUACUCACAGACACAUCAUUGUUUUCACUUGCUAAGGGAUGCCUUGAUAUGCGGACCUUAGAGGUAGCAAGUUGCUCGCAGUUCACAGACAGUGGUUUCCAAGCUUUAGCUAGGAGUUGUCACAUGCUGGAGCGAAUGGAUUUAGAAGAAUGUGUUUUGAUAACAGAUGCUACAUUAGCAAGUUUAGCUAUGAACUGUCCGCGUCUUACAGUACUGAGUCUUUCCCACUGUGAACUUGUCACUGAUGAUGGAAUCCGUCAUUUAGGCACAAGUGCCUGUGCUCUUGAACACCUAUCUGUCUUGGAACUGGACAACUGCCCUCUUAUCACGGAUGCUUCCCUAGAACAUUUGACUGGCUGCCAGUGCCUGCAGCGAAUAGAGCUCUAUGAUUGUCAAUUAAUCACUAAACCUGGUAUUCGCAGAUUAAAAAAUCAUUUGCCAGCCAUCAAAGUUCAUGCAUAUUUUGCACCAGUGACACCACCCCCAUCAGUUGGGGGAGGGCGACAAAGAUAUUGUCGCUGUUGUGUAAUACUUUGACAGUUAGCGAGCAAAGCUACUGACCAACGAUGUACUGUGAUGAAAUCUCUACUUAUAUCAACAUGUAAUUAUAUAUGCAUAUAUAUAUGAUUAUAUAUGAUGUGUGGGCGUAUGUGUGUGUGUGUAUAUAUAUAUAUACACCU